This is a messenger RNA of Solea senegalensis (Senegalese sole), 2216 nucleotides long. RefSeq names its product ubiquitin-conjugating enzyme E2 K-like. Gene Ontology annotation, cellular component: nucleus. NCBI's taxonomy places the organism in Eukaryota, Metazoa, Chordata, Actinopteri, Pleuronectiformes, Soleidae. Gene Ontology annotation, biological process: protein polyubiquitination; proteasome-mediated ubiquitin-dependent protein catabolic process. Gene Ontology annotation, molecular function: protein binding; ubiquitin conjugating enzyme activity. The coding region runs from base 304 to 906 and encodes 200 amino acids. The transcript has 7 exons. The record is from RefSeq and is a predicted model, not a curated record.
GACCUUCUCUCCUCCAGACUGCAUGCAGUUUGGUAUUAAAAUGUUGUCACUACCACCAACCAUCGUGCUACACAUUUGAGAUGACAGAUGCAUGUUGAGCUAUUUUUGUUUGCCAAAUAAAUACCAUAAUUACCUGGACUAACCUGGACUAACGGCACUGACGGUUCACGACUUUAAAGUUAUUAUCUUUUUAGGUUGUGUCCAAAAAAGUGCAGAGCUCGGGGCAAAAGACGCUAGCUUUCACACCGUUAGUCAGGUCGGACGGCGGCGAGGCCCCAACCGGGACGGGAACACGGGGGAACCAUGGCCAACAUCGCGGUUCAGAGGAUAAAACGGGAAUUCAAAGAGGUCCUCAAAAGUGAAGAGACGAGCAAAAACCAGAUAAAAAUGGAUCUGGUUGAUGAGAAUUUCACAGAACUUAAAGGAGAGAUAGCAGGGCCACCUGACACACCAUAUGAAGGGGGUAGAUAUCAACUAGAAAUUAAAAUUCCAGAGACGUAUCCAUUCAAUCCACCCAAGGUGCGGUUUAUCACAAAGAUCUGGCAUCCCAACAUCAGCUCAGUUACAGGUGCAAUAUGUCUGGACAUUCUCAAAGACCAGUGGGCGGCAGCUAUGACUCUGAGGACAGUCCUCUUGUCACUACAGGCCUUAUUGGCAGCUGCAGAACCAGAUGACCCACAGGACGCAGUAGUAGCCAAUCAGUAUAAGCAGAAUCCAGAGAUGUUCAAACAGACAGCGAGGCUCUGGUCUCACGUCUAUGCAGGAGCUCCUGUUUCCAGUCUGGAGUACACAUGCAAAAUAGACAAACUCUGUGCCAUGGGCUUUGAAAAAAAUGCAGUAAUAGUGGCAUUGUCAUCGAAAUCCUGGGAUGUGGAGACGGCGACAGAGCUACUGCUCAGUAACUGAAUCAUGACACCCACCUUCAUCCUCCCCUUGAUCCUCAUCUCCUCACCUCUCUCUCACACACACACACACAUACACCAUCUCUCCUCCAAAAUACCAGCUGUCUGAAGGCAUCUCUCCCUCUGUUGCACCCUCUGUUUCACAGUGGACUCCUCUUUCCACUCUUUUCCCACCCCCUUUCUCUUCCAUCCGUGUGGCAUCCCUCCUCCCUCCUCUCAUCAUAACUGCUGUAAAACACACACUCCACAUAGUCGUGCUGUGAGCUCUUAUGUCUGGUUUCUUAAAGUUCAUGCAACAUUCCACCCAGUACUGCAAUCAAAAGUCCGACCCCAUCCGCCCCCCUUGAAGCAAAUGCCAGACUUAAGACCCUCAACCCACUGCCCGUCAGUCUCCCAGCUUUUCUGGCUGUGUCCAAGAAGCGGCUGUCAGCAGCUUAUCUUUGCCUAUGCACUGUACUUUAAUUUGUGAAAACCUUUGUAGGAAAAGAGUCAAGCCAUUCAGGGAGGCUCUUUUGGACCGAUUUUUACGCACUUUGUGUUUUUGUUUUCUCAACGGGGGAUAAGCAGAGUCCUGGACUUUUCACUUGCUACCUGUACUGGAAAUUUCUUGCACUGUGUCCAACAUCACCAAUCAGUCUCGCUCACUCUUACAAACACUUGGCGUUUAAUUAUUAACACUCGGUGUUUAGGGGUAAGGUGACAUUUUUGGACAGUUUUCAGAAUCUUUAUACUGCAUUAUCUGUAGCGUGUAUUAUUAUAUAUUUUUUUUUUUAGGGUACUGUAAACUAAUAUAUGGACAUUCAUAUAAGACUGUUGUUAAGUAAAUGCAGCACACCAGGUAGCAAAUGUGAUAUUCUUCUUGUUCCCUGUUCUGUAAAGCAGCUCAUGAAGUGUACCUGAGGUGUAGACAUACUCAUUCUCUAGCCAAAACCUUUUUUUUUUUUUUUUUUUUCCCCUCCACUUCAGUUGUCUGAUGAACCCAAAGCUCCCACAGCAGAACCCAGUUCCUACCCCCCACGCCUGCUCUGCUCAUGACUUACUCCACCGGUCCCUUUCACCACCGUUUUUAAAACGAAAUAAUUUGAUCUUGGCUUCCUACAGGAAUAGAUUUGGAUUCCUGUUUUUAAAUCGAGAGAAAACGAAACAAACAGAAAACUCAAAACAUGCUCCGCAGUAAUACAACCCGUCACAAGUCUGGACAGAAACAGCCAAACAAGUUUGAAAAAAUAUUGCAUCCCCUUAACUACGACAACAGAUAAUUAUGUCAAAAUGAUUCAUCUGUAAAUAAAGAUAUUAAAGUCUGUGUAAAUUAAA